This is a messenger RNA of Ostertagia ostertagi, 2541 nucleotides long. NCBI's taxonomy places the organism in Eukaryota, Metazoa, Nematoda, Chromadorea, Rhabditida, Trichostrongylidae. The record is from the annotation of a GenBank genome assembly.
AUGAAUGACAUCGAAAUGGAGGACCCCACAGAAAGCGACGAUUUCUAUCUCAGUAGGGUCAUCGAUGCUCACAAAGCCGAUGUGAAAUGCAUAACGUCAACGUCAGCCGGGGUUCUCAUCUCCGGUGGACGAGACGAAAAUGUGAGGUUUUGGACUAAAAGAGGUGGAGAGUUCUCAGAAACCAUUUCGUUUCCCCAACCAAAAGGAUUAGCUGUGAACUCGAUAGGUUAUUAUGAAUCGACUGAUGGUUGGCGGUUAUUCGUCGGUCGGAAGGAUGGGUCCAUAGCCGUUUACGGCUCAGGAUCUAGUGAGCCUCUGACUGUACUAACACAGCACUCCUCAAAUGUGUGUUGCCUUUAUGUUGACGAGAAAAAUCACAUUCUCCUUAGCGGGUCGUGGGACAACAAUGUCAUAGUAUGGCCUAUCAAGGAACUUGGUGCUCCUGAAUAUCCGGCUCUGCUUCUUAAUGGGCAUAAAUUGUCUGUAUGGGCACUCGCGGCUAUUGAGUCCACUCCGGGUUAUUACCUCACAGGAAGUGCAGAUAAAACCAUCAAACUUUGGCGAGAUGAUAACGAAGUCAGGACGUAUACAGGCCACACUGACGUUGUUCGAGCUCUUCUUGUUGUCUCCGUCGAUCGAUUCCUCUCUGCUGGUAAUGACUCCACAGUACGUAUGUGGCAUACCGAAACCGGUGUUUGUCUUGCUACCUACACUUCCUUGGUCGAUACGUUUAUAUUCUGUCUUGCACUGGUAGAUAAUAAUGUUGUUUCGUGUAGCGAAGGUGGUCACGUCGAAGUUUGGAGACAGCUUUGUGUCGAAGACCAAUAUAGUUUGGUUCAUAAUCAGUUAGUGCAAUUACCGGCACUCACGGCUUGGGCGGUGAAAGGCCUUCCGAAUGGUGACUCAGAAGCUAAUCGGAAAGCGCCAGCUGCUGUUCUUAGUGCUUUUGAUGAUGCAGUGGCGGCAAAAAUAGCAAAGGAGCUCGAACGCAAAGAACAACAGCACACCAAAUAUGGACUGCGCUAUAAUAAUACUAAAGGAACUGAUCCAACCUUGGCUGCGGAAAAAUUCAUCCAGGAUUACAACCUACCGGCAUCGUAUUUAAAUGAAAUCACGGAUUAUAUCACGGCGCACAUUCCAGAAGCAGCCGCUGCUGCUAGGAAGAAGCAUAAACUGCAGCCUACACAACGGGUUACGGUGGAUGGGAAGGAAUAUGACUACGUUUUCGAUGUUACGGUGGAUGAUGGACGGAAACUUCGACUUCCGUUUAACAUGGAUGAGGAUCCAGAUGUUGCAGCGCAACGAUUUGUAGAAAAACAUAAUUUACCAAUAUCCUUCUUAGCAAAGGUAGCAGGUCUUUUGCGCUCUCAGACUGGUGCAUCUGCUUCAUCUAGUCAACCUUUCUAUGAUCCAUUUACAGGCAAGUCAAAUUCAGCAGUGUCCAUUGCAUUACGGAUUCUAAUCUGCUUGAAAAACAUUUUCGAUUUUCCAGGUAGCGGUCGAUAUGUUCCUGGCCAGUCGUCUGAAGCACCUUCGCCAGCCACGGUUGCGGAUCCGUUCACAGGAACUGGGCGAUACGUACCUGGAAACUUCGGGGAUGCCCCAGCUCCAGCUGGCGGGGAUCCAUAUACGAGUACUGGAGGGUACAAACCAGGAUCUGUAUCGGGCGAUUUGAUACCUAAUGCCUGCCUUCCACAAGAUAAGAAGAAACCUCGUGGGGAAUUGGUGCCCAUGUCGCAUUAUUAUCGAUUCGGUGUUGAACAACUAAGCACAAAAGCUCACGCGAAACUCGUCGAGCUCAACGAAAAUCAGCCGGUAUUGAGGUUGAGCGAUGUCCAGGUUUCUGCUAUUAAACAAUUAAUGUCGCCGGGUAAUCAUGCCAUUGAAUACGACGUCAUAGCGGCUGCGCUCGAUGUCGGCUUGCAAUGGGCUAUGUGUGAUUUGGUUCCGAUUCUCGACGCUUUCCGUGUUGCACUUCUGCAUGAACGGCUUAACACUUUCUUCUGUGAUAUGAAGGGCAGAGGCGAAAGUACGCAACAACGACUAUGCGCACUUCUGUUGAGCGAAGCUCCAGACGCCGUGUGUAUUCUCGUCUGCCGAUCAUUAGCAAAUGCCUUCAUCCAUCCAUGCGGUCGUGAGAUGCUUUGCCAUGACUUUCAAAACCUGUUCGCUGUAGUAGUCAACCAGUUAAAGAGCAAUAAAGCAGCUCUUCAACUAGCUGCUGCUUCUACACUAGCUAACUGGAGUUUAUUGCUGUUGAACCGUUCAGAAACUGUUGCUGAGUUGGGACCAAGAGAAGACGCGAUUCGGGGAAUAGUAAAGGUUUGCGAAAAGAUUGACUCAUUUGGCUACCUCAGUCGUGACAGUAUGAUUAGAUUACUACAAGCAAUUGUUACAUUUAUGUGGGGCGACACAUCAGUUAUUAGUCUCGCAAAGUCGAGGAAUAUGCUGCAGAUCGUGAGCAGAAUGAAAGACGCAGUUGUGGAUGAACAAGGCAAAAAUAUUGCUCGAGAUAUCGCUGAAAUGAUCUACGCUAUCUAG